AUGACUGAUCCUCGUUUUCCUACAACUGAAAAGUCCGAAAAAUGGGUUAAAACAACUUUUAACAACUUUGAACCAUCUCAAUAUGGACUUUUAAUAAAUCUUAUUCAAAUUCAUCAAAAAAUUCAUACUUAUGGUAAUUACUUUGCUCUGGAUAGAGCUGAGGAUCUCGUUGAUCGUGCUACAAAAUUUUUGAUAGAUCAUAAAGAUAAACCAGUGAAACAACAAAAAAAUUUCCGAGAGUGGAUCGGUUUUUUACAAAAAAAUGAAAUUAAGAAACAAAUUAGACCUAGAGAUUGGAUAGGUCUUAAAGCUUGUAUUAAAUUUAAAAAAUUACAAAUUCAAUCUUUACUUAAAAAAGAUUCAGAACUUGGACAGUGGUUGAAUGAAGAAUAUAAAGGAGAUGAUGAAAAUAUUAAAAUUAAAUAUAAGAUCGGUCGUGAAAUGAUAAAACUUGCGGUUUUGGUGUUAUGUAAGAUUAGAACUUUCGAAGAAGAUCCAAAUCUUUUGAAAUAUUACCUUAAAAAGUCACAAGAAUAUUCAUUCACUAUUAGAAAUAUUUCACAAAAAAAAUUUAAAGAUUUGAUCGCAAUGUGGUAUAUCAUUAAUAUGAUUAAAACGGAAAUUGAAGAUACCGGAGCAUUGGACAAUUUGGACUUUGAAAAGUGA
This is a messenger RNA of Scutellospora calospora, 666 nucleotides long. The record is from the annotation of a GenBank genome assembly. NCBI's taxonomy places the organism in Eukaryota, Fungi, Glomeromycota, Glomeromycetes, Diversisporales, Gigasporaceae.